This is a messenger RNA of Trichoderma atroviride IMI 206040, 1304 nucleotides long. RefSeq lists its product as uncharacterized. NCBI's taxonomy places the organism in Eukaryota, Fungi, Ascomycota, Sordariomycetes, Hypocreales, Hypocreaceae. The record is from RefSeq and is a predicted model, not a curated record. Gene Ontology annotation, biological process: maturation of LSU-rRNA; maturation of 5.8S rRNA. Gene Ontology annotation, cellular component: preribosome, large subunit precursor; nucleolus.
CGUCCCUUCACUCUUUUAUUCAUAUACUUGAUUUCGAAACUUCCUUGCAGGGAGAAUCAAAUCGACAAGAUGGCUUCCGACGAGAUUGUGUGGCAAAUCAUAAACCAGCAGUUUUGCGCCUUCAAAUUAAAAACGGAGAAGCAGCAAAACUUCUGUCGCAAUGAACACAACGUCACUGGACUGUGCAAUCGCCAGUCAUGCCCUCUAGCCAACUCGCGAUAUGCCACCAUUCGGCAACAUCCGACCAAGGAUACGCUAUACCUCUACAUGAAGACUGUCGAGCGCGCGCAUCUGCCUUCCAAGAUGUGGGAGCGCAUCAAGUUGUCCAACAACUACACAAAGGCCCUGGAGCAGAUUGACGAGAGGCUCAUCUACUGGCCCAAAUUCCUAAUUCACAAAUGCAAGCAGCGACUCACCCGUCUCACGCAGGUGCAGAUUCGCAUGCGCAGAAUCGCCGCUGAAGAUGAGCGAUUGGGAGAGAAACUGGUUCCCAAGCUGGCCCCCAAGGUCAGGCACCGUGAGGCGACAAGAGAGCGCAAGGCCGAGGCCGCGGCCAAGCUGGAGAGGACAAUCGAGAGAGAGCUGCUUGAGCGUCUGAGGCAGGGCGCUUACGGCGACCAGCCCUUGAACGUCAGCGAGGACAUCUGGAAGAAGGUGCUGAAUGCCAUGGAGAAGGGAGGCGAGGGUGAGCGAGACGAGGAUAUGGACAAGGGCAUCGAAUCCGAUGAGGAAUUCGACGGCAUUGCUGAAAGCGAGGACGAAGACGCCGAUGCUGCCGUUGAAUACGUCUCCGGCGCUGAGGAGAGCGAAGACGAGCUCGAGGACCUUGAAGACUGGCUGGAGAGCGAGGAAGAGGAGGAGGAGGAGGAGGACAGCGACGAAUCCGAGGCGGAAAAGGCCGGCAGCAAGCGCAAGCGUGGCAAGGUCACCAAGAUGAAGAACAAGCGACCGAAGCAGCAGGAGAAGGAGAAGCUGGCCUUGACCAACGACCUGGCCUGGUAAACGGACUCUCGAUAGGGGUGGAAUAUGCGGUUAAUACUUGGGUAUCAUUACGGAUGCGGAGCGAAUUGCGCGGCGGCCAAACCAAGAGCACGGCAGCGUUACUGAGUCGUCUUCAAAGAUUGGGUUUUCAAGUUUGUAUCAGCUUAUUAGUCCUAGAACGGGCUUCAUGGCAUGCGGCGUCGGGAUGGAGAAUAAAACAAGGCUUAUGGUCGUUUCUGUUGUACGGAUGAGGGAUUAUGUUAAUGUUAAAUCGCUAUACAUAUUUAGAUGGAUAUAAAAUGCAUUGCCUUAAUCAUGUUUCA